AUGGUCAAGCUCCUCUUCCUCUCGGUCGCCGCCCUCGCCCUCGCCGGGCAGGCGCAGGCUCAGUGCGGCUCUGGGUCCCCCCACGCGCGCGUGACGGGGUCGGGCAGCUCCUUCACGGCCACGCGCGGGUCCAGCACCGUGUACCAGGGCGGCGACUACCGGGCGGCCAUCCAGGCCGCGCUCGACUCGGUGUCGGCCGGCCAGCGCGUGGCCGUCAUGGCGUCGGGCUCCAUCGGCGCGGGGACCAUCAGCAUCCCCGGCGGCCGGAUCCUCGAGGGCUGCGGCACCAUCAACGCCGUCUCCCGCAGCGGCCGCGGCGCCAUCGAGGCCACCGACGUCCAGGGCGUGCAGAUCCCCUACCUGACCAUGACGGGCAACCCGUACUUUGGCCUGCGCUUCUCGGGCACGCGCGACCUGACGCUGGGCGCCAUCACCAUGAACCUGAGCGGCGGGCUGGGCAUCCAACGUGGAACAUUGACGGCCUGA
Gaeumannomyces tritici R3-111a-1 is the source of this 486-nucleotide messenger RNA. Its product is annotated as ricin B lectin:Parallel beta-helix. The coding region runs from base 1 to 486 and encodes 161 amino acids. The record is from RefSeq and is a predicted model, not a curated record. The transcript is spliced from 2 exons. NCBI's taxonomy places the organism in Eukaryota, Fungi, Ascomycota, Sordariomycetes, Magnaporthales, Magnaporthaceae.